UUUCCGUUAGGAUCAUCGUCUCAACAAUGAAAAAACGAUUCGGAAAAACAAUACUAUAAAACCAAUUUUACUCACAUCCCAUUCUCAGUAACUUCCCAUACGCCACAGUUAAAGGACAAAAAGAGUGACCUGUGCGUGACAAUAAACUAUAUCAAUUAAAAAAAUAUUUAAAGUGUUAUAUUGGUGUUGUGAUAGACAAAAUGAAGACGAGGAAUAUCGAAGUUGAUAUGCAGCCGGAACUUCAAGAUUUAUUACAGAAAAAUGCAACUUACCCCCUGCUCGGUGAUCGCAGGAAAAGCCUGAAACUAAUCCCAAGUCAGAAGAACAAAGAAAAAUCAGCCGCAGCCGACCCUGAGCCUGCUGAUGUAGUAUCCACGGUUAUCGGUAACUACGGAAAAUGGCAACUGUUAAUGACUUUUCUACUAGCGAUGUUCUCAUUCCCAUGCACUUUCCACAUAUAUUUACCAACAUUUACAGCUAAGUCUACGAAGUUCUGGUGUCGAAUGCCCGACAGUCUGGCUGGUCUGCCCAUAGAUAAAUGGAUUAAUUACAGUCAACCAGUAGACGCAUGUUAUGUUCGUGAAUUACCCGAUGGAAUCACUGUAGAAAGUAUACUAAAUAAUACAGCACCUAUCCUGGAUACGUUUCUCAAAUGCCAACAAUGGGACUACGAUCGGUCAGAAGUUGGCGAAACGAUAAUAUCAGAAUGGAAUCUAGUCUGUGACAAUGCAGGAUUGACAAACCUCGCAGAAGUUGUGUUCCUUAUCGGUGUUGGAAUUGGUGGAGUCGUGGGCGGUUGGAUUUCUGACAAAUUUGGACGAAAACGCAUAUUGAUGGGCAUGAUGAUAUUACAGUGUGUGUUGGCAAUAAUAUCGUUACUGGUUCGUUCUUACAUUCAGUACGUAGCGGUGCGUCUCGUUAUGGGCCUUGUAUCCGUAUCCGUGGUGUACGCAGCAUUCGUAUUGUCCGUUGAGUUGGUGAGCGGCAACUGGGUGACGAUUGCUGGAGUUUGUAACUUCUUCCCGCUGCCACUGGCUUACAUCAUCGUGUCUCUUCUCUCAUUACUGCUACCGAAUUGGAGAGAUUUGCAACUGUCACUAUCGUUACCGGGAUGCUUCCUGUUAUUACUAUGGUUCGUUUUACCCGAAUCACCAAGAUGGUUAAUAGGCAGGGGACGCAUUCAAGAAGCAAAGGAAAUUAUUGUGAAAGCGGCUAAAUUUAACAACCGCACAAUACCAGACGACUUAGACAAAAUGUUACUCUUGAGCAAACCGGAGACCGAAGCCGAGCAACCGAGUCUUUUUAUGCUUUUCAAAGGAGUCCUAUUAAAGCGAACGUUUUGUUUGUUCAUCGCUUGGUUUUCAAUGACCAUAGCGUACUACGGACUUUUGCUGAACAUCGGAAACUUUAACUUGGGCAAUCUACAUGUUACGUCUAUAAUUCUUGCCGUUGUGGAAAUACCAGCAAUCGCUGUAAGCAUUCCGAUAUUGAUGGUUGGGAAGUUCGCCAUCGGCUCUUCAAAUAUGAUGAUGCCGAUAUUUACGGCAGAGCUGUACCCAACUUUAAUAAGAAACCUCGGCGUUGGCGUCAGUCAAGUAGCUGCAGGAUUAGCACUCAUGUGUAUCCCUUAUUUGUGGGAAUUGACCGCGUUGAACAAACAUUUGCCGAUGGUGACGAUAGCGGCCUUGAGUGCUUUAGGCGGCGGGAUUGUGCUGCUGCUGCCAGAAACGACGCGGACCAUAGAAAAUAAAAAACCUGCCUAUGACAACUCUUCUCCUUGCAAUGGGACCUUCACUAUUUGCGACGAAAGAGGAUAUCAAAAUUAAUUCCGAUACGCCAAAAUAACGUAAUAAAUAUUGUAAAUAUUGUACAUAAAUAUUUAAUCACAUUACUACUUAGUAGAUUAGUAAAAUCAUACCGAAUUUGUUUUGAAAUGUUCUAAAAUGUAUGAGAUGUGAAAGAAAUGCGAAUACAAGGCCAAUUAACCCAUUAUAAAAAUUAGUAUCAACAUAGAAAAGCCUAUAUUAGGUAGUAUAAAUUAAUUGGACAUGUUAUAGAUGCAUAAAGAAAACAGCUUGAAAAUGUGUAUAGAUUCAAAACCUCUAAUAUACUUGUAACUAAAAUACGAGCAUAAAUGCGUUGAAAAAUAGAUUUAUAUAGUUAAAGCGGAAAUACAUGAACUGAACCGUGCCAAAAGAAGAUUAGUUAUGUUUUACGACUUGUUUGAAUUGGGAUGAGAUUUAUUAACAAGAGUUUAAUUAAGUUUAGGUAAAUUAAAUGAUAAAUUUAAAAGGAUCAAUUAUAUUUAAGUAUAAUAAUAAAGUGAUA
Messenger RNA from Papilio polytes (common Mormon), 2328 nucleotides. Its product is annotated as solute carrier family 22 member 4-like. Lineage: Eukaryota; Metazoa; Arthropoda; Insecta; Lepidoptera; Papilionidae. Gene Ontology annotation, cellular component: membrane. Gene Ontology annotation, biological process: transmembrane transport. The record is from RefSeq and is a predicted model, not a curated record. The transcript is spliced from 8 exons. Bases 201 to 1826 code for a protein of 541 amino acids. Gene Ontology annotation, molecular function: transmembrane transporter activity.